This is a messenger RNA of Rhinolophus ferrumequinum (greater horseshoe bat), 1043 nucleotides long. It is a transcript of the gene BPIFA1, whose product is annotated as BPI fold containing family A member 1. The transcript is spliced from 9 exons. Gene Ontology annotation, molecular function: lipid binding. Lineage: Eukaryota; Metazoa; Chordata; Mammalia; Chiroptera; Rhinolophidae. Bases 104 to 808 code for a protein of 234 amino acids. The record is from RefSeq and is a predicted model, not a curated record. Gene Ontology annotation, biological process: immune response in nasopharyngeal-associated lymphoid tissue; antimicrobial humoral immune response mediated by antimicrobial peptide; antibacterial humoral response.
UCUCACUCUAUAAAAAAGGCUGCAUUCUUGGCAGAAGCAAGCAGGAGUGGGGAACCAGGACAACCACCAGAACCUCUGAGAAGCCCAGGUACCAAGACAGAAGAUGUUUCACAUUGGGGGCCUCAUUGUUCUCUGUGGGCUGCUGGCCCAGGCCACGGCCCAGGACCAGACCAUGCCCUCUACUCCAACAGCCGAGGACGAGAAUCCCAAAGGUCUUCUUGGAAGCUUGAAGGGUGCUCUCAGCAAUGGCCUGGUCUCUGAGAAUGUAUUGAGCUCUAUCAAAGAACUUCCGCUCGUGAACAUCCUGAAGAAUCAAACAGGCCUGCUUGGGAAACUGCCUUCUCUCCUGAACAUCUUUGAUUUAGAAAUCACUGAUGCCCGGCUGAUGGAAUUGGGCCUCGUGCAGAGCCCUGACGGCCAUCGUCUGUAUGCCUCCUUCCCUCUGGACCUGCUCUUCAUUAUGAAACUGCCCCUGAUCGGAAAUAUAAUUGAAGUGAAUGUGGAUCUAAACAUCACUGGAGAAAUCCUGGCUGAAAGAAAUGAAGCGGGGAAUAUCCACCUGGUCGUUGGCGACUGCAGUCACUCCCCUAGCACCAUAAAAGUCACCCUGCUCAAUGGAAAAGCCCUCCGCCUCGUUCAAGCCUUUAUAAACACCUUGACCGGUGUCUUUACUAACGUCCUUCCUGCGCUGGUGCAGAGCCAGGUGUGCCCUCUGAUCAAUACGGCGCUUAGCCACUUGGACGUCACCGUGGCGCAUGACAUUGCCAAUCGUCUGAUCCAAGGGCUGGACUUUGUCAUCACGGUCUAAGCCUUCCAGGAAGGGACCUGUCCUCUGCUGAGUUGAACCGUUUCCUGCUGCUCAAUCCACCCCCUUCCCAGCUUCUGAGGACUCCCAGAAGGCUGCCCAUGUUCUGGACAGUGACACAGCCAUUAUUUGGGGACUAGAGCAGCCUUCUCUCCAAGGAAACUGCUCCCCCUCCUUUCCCACCAGGCAUGUAUUACGCUCUGUGUUCCUCACCAAAUAAAAUUGCUCUUUCUCUGCA